Messenger RNA from Apiotrichum porosum, 1962 nucleotides. RefSeq lists its product as uncharacterized. Gene Ontology annotation, molecular function: mRNA binding. The coding region runs from base 1 to 1962 and encodes 653 amino acids. Gene Ontology annotation, biological process: mRNA splicing, via spliceosome. Gene Ontology annotation, cellular component: cytoplasmic stress granule. Lineage: Eukaryota; Fungi; Basidiomycota; Tremellomycetes; Trichosporonales; Trichosporonaceae. The record is from RefSeq and is a predicted model, not a curated record. The transcript has 3 exons.
AUGACCGACUACACCGUCAACCGCCCCGGCGACGCCGUUCCCCUCUCCCCCACCUACCAACGGUACCCCACUAGCCUCGGAACGCCGCUUAGCCCGUUCCCCGCAGACUACGUCGGCGCUCUUACCGGCGCGCUUGGCCAGCUCGACAUCAACGCGGCGAUGCGUUCGUUUGACGGCCUGAACCUGACGCCGCCCGACGGCCCGAGUGGAGGUCACUCGCCCGACUUUACCAACCCCGACGUGGCCCGCCAGUUCCUCAGCGGCGUGCCCGCGGGCUUUGGUCAGCCUGGGACCGGUGCAGCCUUCCCGGCCUCGCUCGGUAGCGUUCUGCCCAACGGCAACAUUGGCAUGCAGAACAACGUUCAGUCGGUCAGCCCCGGCAACGGUGUUCCCAACCCGUACCUCAACUACGCUGUCAUGCCCGGUUUCCCUGUCAUGCAGACUGGGUUCGGCGGACCGUUCUCCAACCGCAUGACUGGCAACUAUGGCCCUGCCGCUGCCGCUGCUGCCGCCGCCGCUGCCGGAAACCUCACUGGCCGCACCGUGUACAUUGGCAACAUUCCUGACGAUGCCUCGGCCGACGAGCUGCUCAACCUUGUUCGUUUCGGUCCCAUUGAGAGCGUCAAGAUUCUGUCCGACAAGAGCUGCGUCUUCAUUUCGUUCCUCGACGGCUCGACUGCCGCUGCGUUCUACGCCGACGCUGCUGUCAAGAAGCUCGCGCUUCGCGGCCAGGAGCUCCGCAUUGGAUGGGGCCGCGAGUCCAACCUCCCGACCUCGGUGGCCAUUGCUGUCCAGUACAACUCGGCCACGCGUAAUGUGUUUAUCGGCGGUCUCACCGACGAUGACACUGAGCAGACCCUCCGUGCCGACCUCGUCCGCUUUGGUGACAUUGACCAGAUCAAGAUUGUGCGCGACAAGAACAUUGCGUUUGUGCACUUUUUGUCCAUCUCGGUCGCCAUGAAGGUCGUCAACGCCCUCCCGCGCGAGCCCUCGUACAAGAACAAGCGUGUCAGCUACGGCAAGGACCGCUGCGCCUAUGUUCCCCGCGCUCAGCAGGCUGCUGUUCGCCAGGCCGUCGCCCAGGCCGCCGCUGCUGUCCAGUCCCACACUGGCCAGGUCAACAGCGGCUUUGGCUUCUCCUCGCCCAACUUUAGCACCGGCUUUGGCGGUGCUGGCUUUGACGCGUCGUCGGGCUUCAGCGGCGCUGCGUUUGGCACCAGCGGCUUCAUGGACCCCUCGCAGGUCGGCAACCGCUCGAUCUACCUGGGCAACAUUGGCACCGAGACGACGGUCGAGGAGCUGUGCAACAACAUUCGCGGCGGUGUGCUUGAGACCAUCAAGCUGCUCCCCGAGAAGAAGUGCGCCUUUGUCACCUUUGUCGACCCCAACGCUGCCCUGCAGUUCUACCGCCACAGCGAGCAGAACCCCAUCACCAUUGCCGGCCGCCGCCUGCGUGUUGGCUGGGGCAAGGCCCUCGCGCCCGUCUCCCCCAAGCUCCUCCAAGAGGUCAACUCUGGCGUGAGCCGCAACGUCUACAUUGGCCAGAUCACCGACUUUGAGAUCUUCUCGGUCGACAAGCUCCGCACCGACUUUACAGAGUACGGAGACAUUGAGCUGGUCAACUUCCUCAAGGAGAAGCAUGCCGCGUACGUCAACUUUACGUCCAUCGAGGCGGCCCAGAAGGCCAUUACCGGCAUCAAGGCAAAGUCCGACUAUGCGGGCCUGCGCAUUGCCCACGGCAAGGACCGCUGCGGCUACCCUCCCCGCCAGCCGCGCACUCCCGGCGCCCGCCGCGACAUUUCUCCCCGGGCGAGCGACAACGACCCCGUCGCGGCUGCCAUUGCCGCCGCCGAGGCAUCCGCCACUGCCGGCUCCGUCAGCGGUGGUGCGUACGACGACGCCGCCUCGAACGAGUCGGCCGGCGGUGUCCCCUCGGCUCCCCCGUCCCCGCCCCCCGAGUAA